AUGGUGCCGCGGGCGUCGGGGGCGAGCGUGGAGUCCUCCGUCUGGGGAGGCGGCAGGAGCAGCAGCUGCACCGAGCGGAAGCACAACAACAAAAACAACACGGACUGUGGGGGUGCGCGAAGAGCGCCCGCGACCCCGCCCCCGCCGCCCCAGUGCGCAGGCGCUAGGGUGGGCACGCCCCCUCUCCGGCGCGCAGGUGCCGCCCCUUCAGCCCGGUGGAAGCUUCUCCUUCCUGACUCUUCUCACGUCCGCGCUCGGGCUGAGCGAGAAGGGGGCGGGGGGCGGUCGCCCAGGCGCAAGUGCGCAUGUCCGCCUGUCUCCUCUGCUCCUCCGGCUCUUGGAGGGCCAGUUGGAGGCGCGCAGGGUGUUCUGUUGCGCAUGCGCUGGUUUCCAGAGAGGGGCGUCUGGCGGGGCGGGUUGUCGAGGUCAGGUGUUCCACCUGUCACUCGGAGAUGGUGCCCCUUCCAAGAUGGGCAUGGCCUAUGCGCAGCGAGGCACGUAGGACGGUGUAACCGAGAGCGCCUCUGGGCAUGCACAGAGCGCAUUUGCAGUGUCAGGGCUGCUGCACAACGCUGGCCCUCCAGCUGUUUUUGGAUUACAACUCCCAUCAUCCCCAGCCACAGCGGCCAAUUGCGGGACAUUACUCUGGAAUAAGGCCAUGCAUGCAAACCCUACGCCAGUAAGCAAUGCCAGUUGGGUACUACACACAGCUAGAAUAUUAGUAAAGACUGGUAAAUGUAGGAGCUACUAGGAAGGAAGAUUGCACAUAACCAUUGAAACACAUUCCUUUUUUCUGAUUGGUCAUGAAGAUACACUUCCUUUCCAAAGAGAAAGAGAGCCAACAUAGCAUAGUCAUUAGAGUGUUGGACUAGGACCAGGAAGACCAGAGCUUGAAUCCCCAUUCAACCAUGAAACUCACUGGGUGACUCUGGGCCAGUCAUGUAUCUCUCAGCCUAACCUACCUCACAGGGUUGUUGUGGGGAUAAAAUAACCAUGUACACCACUCUGACCUCAGAAGAAGAGCAGUAGAAGUGUAAAAAUAAAUAAAAUAAAGUAACUGUUCCUCACAGGAGAUGGUUUUCAGACCC
Hemicordylus capensis (graceful crag lizard) is the source of this 1088-nucleotide messenger RNA. RefSeq lists its product as uncharacterized. NCBI's taxonomy places the organism in Eukaryota, Metazoa, Chordata, Lepidosauria, Squamata, Cordylidae. The transcript is spliced from 2 exons. The record is from RefSeq and is a predicted model, not a curated record. The coding region runs from base 1 to 654 and encodes 217 amino acids.